Molecule: messenger RNA, 834 nt
Organism: Schizosaccharomyces osmophilus
Lineage: Eukaryota; Fungi; Ascomycota; Schizosaccharomycetes; Schizosaccharomycetales; Schizosaccharomycetaceae
Gene: hob3
Product: BAR adaptor protein Hob3
Exons: 2
Coding region: 1-834 (277 amino acids)
Biological process (GO): actin cortical patch localization; endocytosis; actin filament organization
Cellular component (GO): medial cortex; mating projection tip; actin cortical patch
Molecular function (GO): lipid binding; protein binding
Source: RefSeq, a predicted model, not a curated record
AUGGAACCAGUGGUUUCAAUGCUUCCACUUCCACAUUCCAGGAUGAGUUGGCAUGGAUUCAAAAAAGCCGUCAACCGGGCUGGUACCUCGGUGAUGAUGAAAACUGGUCAUGUUGAACGUACCGUGGACCGUGAAUUUGAAACAGAAGAACGACGCUACCGCACUAUGGAAACUGCGGCUAAAAAGCUACAAAAAGAAGCUAAGGGUUAUUUGGAUGCACUUCGUGCCAUGACAGCUUCCCAAACGAGAAUUGCUAACACAAUUGAUGCCUUUUAUGGAGACGCCGGUUCCAAAGACGGUGUAAGCGCUUACUAUCGGCAAGUAGUCGAAGAUUUGGAUGCAGACACCGUCAAAGAGCUUGAUGGUCCUUUCCGUACUACUGUCUUGGAACCUAUUUCAAGGUUCUGUAGCUAUUUCCCUGACAUCAACGCUGCCAUCACCAAACGAAAUCAUAAAUUGCUCGACCAUGAUGCUAUGCGUGCCAAAGUUCAAAAGCUGGUUGAUAAGCCUUCUAGUGAUCCUUCAAAGCUUCCCCGAACGGAGAAAGAUGCAGCUACUGCGAAGGACAUAUACGAAACUCUUAAUAAUCAACUCACCACCGAAUUACCACAACUGAUUAGUCUUCGUGUUCCUUACCUUGACCCAAGCUUUGAAGCCUUGGUCAAAAUUCAGCUGCGCUUCUGUCGCGAAGGCUAUGAAAAAAUGGCUCAAGUUCAGCAGUACUUUGACAGCUCAGUCCGUGAAGACUACUCGAAUGGAAUGCUUGAUGACAAAGUGGAACAGGUUCUCCAGAGCAUGCGUGAUCUUUCUAUCAGUGGUCUAAGCAAUAAUUAA